Molecule: messenger RNA, 928 nt
Organism: Tetranychus urticae (two-spotted spider mite)
Lineage: Eukaryota; Metazoa; Arthropoda; Arachnida; Trombidiformes; Tetranychidae
Product: cleavage and polyadenylation specificity factor subunit 5
Biological process (GO): mRNA 3'-end processing
Cellular component (GO): mRNA cleavage factor complex
Molecular function (GO): mRNA binding
Source: RefSeq, a predicted model, not a curated record
CUGGCGCUGAUGAAAAGAAACAAGAUUGGACAUAAGCUACAUCUAAGCAAACUGUGUUUAAUUUUACCAAAUUGUUGAUGUAAACAUGUUCAAUGUGAGGAUAAAUCUUUCAUUUUUAAGUUUCUUUACGUUGUUUUUGUUUUAAGUGUUGUUUUUAUCAUAAAUUAAUUAAGUAUCUGUUAAGCUGUUAAAUCACAUCAUAUUUUACAAUGUCAGUAACCGGUGUAACUAUUAAUACACCUUCAACUGGGUGGCCAAAAAAUCAAUCACAGUUCACUGGGAAUUAUCUUGCUGCAACAAAUUUACUCUCAGUUACAUGUAACCGGACAAUCAAUCUAUAUCCUUUAACAAAUUACACUUUUGGUACAAAAGAUGCUCUCUUUGAAAAAGACCCUUCUGUUCCAGCAAGAUUCCAAAGGAUGAAGGAAGAAUUUGAAAAAGUAGGAAUGAGACGAUCGGUCGAAGGAGUUCUUCUUGUUCACGAACAUCGUUUACCUCAUGUCUUACUAUUACAAUUGGGUACAACAUUCUUUAAAUUACCCGGUGGUGAACUUAAAGCCGGAGAAGAUGAGGUUGAAGGUCUUAAGCGUUUACUUACUGAAACAUUGGGUCGCCAAGAUGGUAUUGCUAAUGAAUGGACAAUUGAAGAUACAAUUGGUAAUUGGUGGAGACCCAAUUUUGAGCCACCUCAAUAUCCUUAUGUUCCUCCUCACAUAACUAAACCAAAAGAGCACAAGAAACUAUUUCUUGUACAACUACCGGAGAAAGCUUUAUUUGCUGUUCCCAAGAAUUAUAAAUUGGUAGCUGCACCGCUAUUUGAAUUGUAUGACAAUGCUCAAGGAUAUGGACCUAUCAUCUCUAGCUUACCUCAAGCCCUGAGUCGCUUCAAUUUUAUUUACUUGUGAAUUAAAUAUACUUUAUUAUUGAA